AUGUCUGCUGCCAGCUGUCUGAGAUCUGAAGAUCAGUUUCUGUGCUGCAUCUGUCUGGAUGUGUUCACUGAUCCAGUCACCACACCAUGUGGACACAGCUUCUGCAAAAACUGCAUCAAUGAACACUGGAACAGUAAUGACCAGUACCUGUGUCCAAUGUGCAACAAGGUUUUCAACACAGUACCUGAGCUUCAAAUCAACACUUUGUUCUCUGAGAUGGUUUCUCAGUUCAGACAGGAAGCUCAACAGAAAGCCAGCAGCAGCAGCUCAGAGCAACAAGCUGCCAAACCAGGAGAAGUUCCCUGUGACGUCUGUACUGGAACCAAACUGAAGGCCCUGAAGUCCUGUCUGGUGUGUCUGACCUCCUACUGUGAGACUCACCUGGAGCCUCAUCUGACAAUGUCAGGCCUGAAAAGACAUCAGCUGAUGGACCCUGUGGAGAACCUGGAAGACAGGAUGUGUAUGAAGCACGAUAAACCUCUGGAGCUGUUCUGUAAGACCGACCAGACAUGUGUCUGCGUGCUCUGCUCUGUUUUAGACCACAAGACACAUGAGUUUGUUCCUCUGAAAGAAGAAUAUGAAGGAAAGAAGGCAGAGCUGGGGAAGACAGAGGCUGAAAUUCAGGAGAUGAUCCAGAAGAGACGACUGAAAAUUCAAGAGAUCAAACAGUCAGUUGACCUCAGUAAGGAAGCUGCAGACAGAGAGAAAGCAGAAGGUGUUCAGGUCUUCACCGCUCUGAAGGAUUCUGUUGAGAGAAGCCUGAAUGAGCUCAUGGAUACGAUUGAAGAGAAGCAAAGAACAACAGAGAAACAGGCUGAAGACUUCAUCAAAGAGCUGGAACAGGAAAUCUCUGAGCUGAAGAAGAGAAGCUCUGAGGUGGAGAAGCUCUCACACUCUGAAGACCACCUCCACCUCCUCCAAAACUUCCCGUCCCUGAAAGCUGCUCCACCCACCAAAGACUGGACAGAUGUCAGUGUCCGUCCAUCAUAUGAGGAGACUGUGGUGAGAGCUGUGGCUCAGCUGGAGGAGACGCUCAGUAAACAGAUGAAGAAGCUGUUUGAGGCUGAGCUGAAGAGGAUCCAGCAGUAUGCAGUGGAUGUGACUCUUGAUCCUGAUACAGCACAUCCUCAUCUCACCCUGUCUGAUGAUGGGAAACAAGUAAAUGAUAGUGAUGUGAAGAAGAAUCUCCCAGACAACCCAAAGAGAUUUACACGUUAUGUUAAUGUGUUAGGAAAGCAGAGUUUGUCUUCAGGCAGAUUUUACUUUGAGGUUCAGGUUAAAGAGAAGACUAACUGGAAUUUAGGAGUGGCCAGAGAGUCGAUCAACAGGAAGGGAGAAAUCACAUUGACACCUCAGGAUGGUUUCUGGACUAUAUGUUUGAGAAAUGGAAAUGAGUACAAUGCUGGUAAUAACACCCCAGUCCAUCUCUCUCUGAAGUCUCCUCCUCAGAAGGUGGGGGUGUUUGUGGAUUAUGAGGAGGGUCUGGUCUCCUUUUAUGACGUAGAUGCUGCAGCUCUUAUCUACUCCUUUACUGGCUGCUCCGUCACUGAGAAACUCUACCCAUACUUCAGUCCCUGUAAUAAUUAUGGUGGUAAAAACUCUGCCCCUCUGAUCAUCUGUCCUGUCAAUCAAACUGUCUGAGUCAAUACCAGGAUGUUGAUCGAUUAGAAACCAAAACUUAUCAAUUUUAAAUGAAAAGAUUCACUGUCAUUAAUGUCCGUGUAAAGUAAGAAUAAAUAUGUGUUCUGAGUUUGACAUACCACAGAAGAGUGUGUUGUUAACCACCCUGCCAAAUUUGAAUGAUUUAAAAAAUCGUCAAAUAUAUGAAAUUAGGCUUCAAAGUUGUGUAAUAGUCUGCCUAUUUCUCUUCUCUCAAAAGCUGUGGGCGUUCCCGCCAAGUUCGCGGAAGCCCCGCCCCCUACCAAGUGUCACCUGUCAAUCAAAGUCACCACCUCUACCAGAAACAUGAGAGCUUUCUGCUGCUAGCUUAGCUGCUAGCUUGGUGGUUAGCUCAGCUAACUGGCUAACUGUAGACUGUAGUAGUAGUAGUGUUAGAUAUUAACAAUAACUGGCCACUAGGCAGGUUAAGCACUGAGGAGAGCGGACUCUCGGUCUUAUAUAGUAGGGGAGGGACCAUAGUCACGCCAUUACCCGUUUUUUGUAGGCUCAGAAAAUCAGGAAAAAUGAGAGGGUGAGAAACAGUUUAAGGCUCUAUCUCCACAAUUCAGUACUGCAUAGUUAUCAGCCUUUUCACAUGUUUUCUGUAACCAUUUUCCAACAUGUAUAAUAUGUUUAGAAGUAAAUCAAUGAAUUGACUUUACAUGGACUUUAAUGAUAACAAAUGUAAAUAUUCAGCAGUACAGUGUGAAUUUAUUUUCAUCAGUUAAUUAAUGCAAUCCAGCUAAUUUGAAAGCCUCAUUUAUGCUUUUAGUGUAUAUAAUAUCCUUAAAUAACAGUCACAAAAUGUGAUCUAUUGAUUCGUGUCAUGAUUUUCAAACAAAUGUAUUUCAAUGUAAAUAACAUUUUGUGCCUGCAGUAAAUAUUUUUCAGUAUAGGGAUAUCAAAUAUGUGUCUUCUUUGAUACACAAAGGGUCACUCUGAUGUCUGUUCUUACCUGCUGGUGAU
This is a messenger RNA of Scomber scombrus (Atlantic mackerel), 2625 nucleotides long. RefSeq names its product E3 ubiquitin-protein ligase TRIM39-like. The record is from RefSeq and is a predicted model, not a curated record. Gene Ontology annotation, molecular function: zinc ion binding; protein binding. Bases 1 to 1641 code for a protein of 546 amino acids. The transcript has a single exon. NCBI's taxonomy places the organism in Eukaryota, Metazoa, Chordata, Actinopteri, Scombriformes, Scombridae.